UUGCCAUCCUGUACCUGUCCCGCAGGUGUGAUGUUCGGAUGCACCGAUCCUGUGCAGGCGUUGUUAAACGUGGUCUGCCACUGCGAGGAUGAUCGGCUGUCGGUCACAGUACGGACAUUGCAAUUUAUUGCCCUAGCCACAUCUGCAGUCCUCAUGCCUCCUUGCAGCAUGCCUAAGGCACAUUCACUCAGAUGAGCAGGGACCCUGGGCAUCUUUCUUUUGGUGUUCUUCAGAGUCAGUAGAACGGCCUCUUUAGUGUCCUAAGUUUUCAUAACUGUGACCUUAAUUGCCUACCGUCUGUAAGCUGUUAGUGUCUUAACACUGUUCUACAGGUGCAUUUUGAGUUCCAAAUAUCUCUAACGGUCGCCCCAGCGUGAGUUUUUUUAUGCAAGUGAUGUUAGAACGUUAUCUCCAUUCCAGAAUGUAUACAAUGCAUUCUGGAUUUCACGUGAUCGCCUGUCGUACCAAAGAUGCUAUAACAAAAUGAGGUGAGUCAGGGUUUACUCAUUUUGAGAACUUCAAGAAGUGAAUGGUGGGAUGAGAACGAUGGUAGACGACACACCCCUUCAACACCCCUUCAACAUGCAUACUAUAAACAGACCAAACUCAUCUUGUCUUUUAUUAUCUUUGUGGAAAAAAAUUUGGCUGCGGGCUGAAACUAAUCAUCUGAUUACUUUCGAUUUCUAGAAAGUGUUUAACUCAACGGUCCAGCACUGAGAGGAGGUGAUGGGGAUUGAAAAAUUAACAUGGCGUUUUCUUAUUCAUUGCAUUUGGCUUGGAGUGUGGGGAGUUGAUACCUCGUCAUGGACUGCUGAGGUGCCCAACUCAGUCUCCGGCCUGCAGGGCUCAUGCAUCGUGAUUCCCUGCUCAUUCAACUACCCAGAACCAAAGAUAAAGCCCUCUGAAUUCACUGGCAUCUGGUUCAAAGACACUUAUGAGGUUAUCUACCACCCAGACACCUCCAACGCCAUCACAGACUACAGGCAUCGUACAGAGCUGGUGGGAGACCUCAGACAGAAGAACUGCUCUCUCAGAAUCGACCCCCUCCAUCGCAGUGACGAAGGACCCUUUACUUUCAGGAUUGAAAUAAAAAACUAUAACAAGGCUUCAUACAAAGAUGACAGAGUCUCCAUUGCAGUGAGCAGCUCUCCAGACCCCCCCUCUCUGUCAGUGAUGGAGGAGGUGAAGGUGGGGGAGGAGGUAUCUGCCUCCUGCUCUGUGUCUCACUCCUGCCCAUCUGAUCCCCCUCGCAUCACCUGGAGCCACUCUGGAACACCCAGCAUCCAAUCACAGCAGCAGACCAAGGGCCAGUGGGAAGAGACAUCAACCAUGACCUUUAGAUCCAGCAUCGCUGAUAACAACCAGCCUCUGGUCUGCACAGCAGCAUACAGGGGAGGGAUGACAGUGAGCAGCUCCAAGACGCUAAAUGUCAAAUAUGCCCCAGUGGAUGUGAAGGUUAAGGGAGUGUCCAGUGUGAAGGAGGGAGACUCUGUAGAACUGAGAUGCUCCAGUGACAGUAACCCUGCUGCACACAGCUACCGCUGGCACAACAGCAGAGGGCGUCUGUCCACCACUGGACCCACACUCACACUAGAGAAUGUGACCAGACUCACUGAAGCCCUCUACUGCACUGCCAUCAACACAGAGGGACAAGUCCCCUCCAGCCCUCUGAAGCUCAACAUAGAGUACCCCCCUGAGAUCAAAGUGGACUCAGCCUGCACUUCAGACAUCUCCAUGGUAACAUGUCUGUGCAUUGUGGAUUCAGAGCCCCCCAGCACUGUGGAGUGGUCUCUUCCAGCAGGACACCUGCCCAGUACCAGGGUGGAGAUGCAUGGGUCAGUUACCAUGGUGACCCUACAGAGGGCACUAGGCUUCUCAGAGACCGUCCACUGCCAUGCCAACAACACACAGGGCAAUGCCACCUUGUCCUUCACUGUGCCCACAAAUGGUAAGAUUUUCCUGCUGUACGUUUCAAUUGGUAUUACUGCAUUUGUGGUGGUAGUGAUAGUAAUUCCCAUGUCAGCUUGCCUAUUGACUAAGAAGUGUGGGACGAGUCAUAGUGACCAACCAGUAGCCAGUAAGCAGGAUAUGGAUGCAUCCAAGUCUGCUUCCUCAGAUCCCUCAACAUCAAGGAAAGAGCAGAAAGACACCAGCAGUGAAACCCACGCAAACUACUACACCAACGAUCAGCUAUAUGGCAACAUGGAGGCUGAAGAGGAUGGCGACCCAUACGAAUGUGUCGGUGAAGACGAUGCAAUCUAUGGUAACAUUUGAACACAACAGGAAGCAUGUGGGAGUCAGCUGGCUCAGAGGCCAUUGUACUCAGUCUGUCAAAGGUUCCAGUAAAAUAUUUACAUUUUAACCCAAUGUAGCACAGCAGCCGACUGCUUAUUUGUUAGCUUUAUUGUUCUUAUGGCUAAAGAAUAUAGUACAUUCUUAUUUGUGUUGUGGCAUGUGUUAUGGCUUUCACAAGGCUUUUGUUUGUAUCUAUAGCUUGGGUGAAUCAGAAUGAACCUGAUAUGAAUGGCUAUACAGUUAUAAUUAUUGGGAAGUGUAUAUACAGUAUAUUAUUGUUUUUGUGUUGCUCCUUUCAACUGUAAUCCACUUAUGUGUAACUGACACUCAGGUCAGCACAGUGCUUCUGUUGUCCACUUGAAUGUCAGACAGAUACAGUAUAGUGUCAUUUGUCAUAACAGGCCAUAUUGAGAUAUACUGUAUGUACAUGAGAUGGAGAAUACAACGAUUGUAAAGUAAAGUACCUUGAACAUCUUCUCCAGAUCAGAUUGAAUAUGAACAUGUGUAAAUUAUCAACAACAACAGUGAUCAAAUGAAAAAUAUGUGUUUCAUUGCAUUUUAAUAUAGUCUGUAAUGUUUGUUUCUGAAUCUCCCAAUCUACUACUGAGUUAUUUUUCAUCCUUUAUGUUCUUACUGGGACACUCUGAUCCACAUUGAUCUAAUGUGUGGGAAAAACAAACAUCUAUUGUUACCAUAAAUCAACGUCAAGUACUCAAAGAAUGUAAAUGUCAAGCAGAAGUAAUUAUUAGUCACCAAUGAGCUGCUGUCUCCACUUGUCUUCCUCUUCUCAGGGGUCUUCACUGGUUAUCACAGCCACAAAGUCCUAAACCCCACCUAUAUCUACAAAUUAUCUAAUUAAAAUCUGCUUUUAAACCUAACUCUAACCUUAGAUGAAAAACAAAACACAUUUUUGUUUUCAUAGAUUAUAAGGAUAUAGUCCGUUGACUUUGUGGCUGUGUUAUCUAGUUGAAACUCUUCUCAAGUCAUGGUGGCCUCUGUAAAUCAACACAUCUCAUCCUGUUGGUUCAUAGAAGGUAUUACAUCAUAUGUUUAUGUGAAAUGGUUUGAGGAUUGAUGAGCAAGAGAAGUAGAGGACUAAAAUGUGAACAAACUUAAUGCAGCACCAGUUCUGUCUGGUCUGCUCUAGAUUCACAUCAAAGAUUAUCAGGACGAUGUUGUUGUAGAUUUGGAUCACAAUAAAUGGUGUUGCAGUAAAAGCCCAUGUAGAGAAUCUAUCCCAAAGUGAUCCCCUAUAGUUAUAUACUCUGAGUACAAACAGUCUAAACCAUCUACCAUAUAAACAAUACACAGGGGGAAUGUUGCUUAUUUUGUAAAAAAAAAUUACAAUACAUUCUGGAACUUUGAGGGUUUAUGACACUAGUAAUUUAAUAGGAUCUCUAUGGCGAUUCUGAUCCAACAUUUAAUACAUACAUUGUUAUGCCCCUGAGAGGAUGGAAGUUCAAUAUGUAGCUAGAUGUAGAAGGCUAAUGUUAACUAGGUAACGUGUCCCAUGAAUGGAAGUUAAGCCAGCAAGCAAGCAUUUCUGCCAGGUAGCCUAGGACCACAAAAAAAAGUGUGUACUGUAUGACAGAGUGAUAGAUCGUUUUGUCAACAUGAAAGAGAGGAGGAUGGUUUGGCGUUUCUCUACAAGGAGGGUCAGUCAACAGGUUUUUCUACUUGCACGAACAUGCGCACACACACGCACACAGAAAUCAGAACCAUGGACAUCAUAUUCUUCCCAAGUGAUUUUACCCACACCUGACAGCAAUGUCUUUAGGUCAGGACAACUAUACACGUGUCUUUACUCUAUUUAAAUACAUACAUUUUCCAGUAUUAAAAUUAUAUUUUACACACUGUCAA
This is a messenger RNA of Salvelinus fontinalis (brook trout), 4155 nucleotides long. Its product is annotated as sialoadhesin-like. NCBI's taxonomy places the organism in Eukaryota, Metazoa, Chordata, Actinopteri, Salmoniformes, Salmonidae. The record is from RefSeq and is a predicted model, not a curated record. The coding region runs from base 727 to 2274 and encodes 515 amino acids. The transcript is spliced from 10 exons.